Messenger RNA from Serinus canaria (Common canary), 12828 nucleotides. RefSeq names its product collagen type IV alpha 4 chain (gene COL4A4). Gene Ontology annotation, molecular function: extracellular matrix structural constituent. The record is from RefSeq and is a predicted model, not a curated record. Lineage: Eukaryota; Metazoa; Chordata; Aves; Passeriformes; Fringillidae. Bases 199 to 5244 code for a protein of 1681 amino acids. The transcript is spliced from 48 exons. Gene Ontology annotation, cellular component: collagen trimer.
CCGUCCGUCCGUCCGUCCUCAGCGGGCAUGGAGUGAACGAGGUGUCGGGGGUUUCCCGCCUGAGAGCCGAGGUUCAGAGGGGAAAACAACACCAGUAUGGAAGAGUGUUUAUAGACCAUCCACAAACAGAAGGAAAGAGAAGACCUGCCAUUUAAAGAAAAAAGAAGUGCUGCAUAUACAAAUCCUCAAUCAGCAGGAAUGGCAUUAACAAAGGAUUCAUUUGAACGGAUUAAGUGGCUUAUCACAGCUGCCUGGUGGCUGCUGAUAGUUUUUUCAACUCAAGGAAUUGAUGGGGGAGGAUAUGCAUAUUUUGAUCCAUGUGGGGGACAGGAUUGUUCCGUUUGUCGGUGCUUUCCAGAAAAAGGAUCAAGGGGUCAGCCUGGUGAGCUGGGAGCUCAAGGUCCAAUUGGGUCCUUGGGAUCUACAGGACCAGCUGGUCUGCCAGGGGAGAAAGGACAGAGAGGUGAGAAUGGGAAGCCUGGGCCAGCUGGAGAAAAAGGUGAUAAGGGCCCAACUGGAGUCCCAGGAUUUCCUGGUUUAGAUGGUGUUCCUGGCCUCCCAGGAAGGGAAGGACCCAGAGGCAAGCAUGGUUUGGAUGGCUGCAAUGGCUCGAGGGGAGACCCAGGAUUCCCAGGAGAAAACGGUUACAUGGGACCAAGAGGUCCUUAUGGAAUUCCAGGGCAAAAAGGAGAAAAAGGAAAUUCAGUGUAUAUUUUACAUUUUGGAAAAGGACUUCCGGGAGAGAGAGGUGAUCCUGGACCCCCUGGCAUGCCUGGACCUAGGGGGUCAAGAGGUACAACAGGCCCAUCUGGAUACCCAGGCCAUCCAGGCUUGCCUGGUGUUCCAGGCUACCCUGGUUUGCCAGGUGAACAGGGAAAUCCAGGGAUUGGAGUGGAUGGACAAAAGGGGGAGCCGGGGGACAUUGGACUGCCUGGGCCACCUGGGUCACCACUGUUAGUUGGACCUCCUGGAGCUCAGCUGUUCAAAGGACAAAAGGGCCAAAAAGGAUUACCUGGAGUAACAGGAUACAGAGGGCCACCUGGACCCAAAGGCAUACUUGGGAGAGGAGAAAAAGGUGAAAAAGGCCUUCCUGGAUUCCCUGGAUUGCAGGGUCAUCCUGGUUCUUAUGGACCUGCAGGUUUUCCUGGAAUGAAGGGUGAAACAGGGUUUGCUGGUUUUCCUGGACAACCUGGCUAUCCAGGCAUUCAGGGGGAUCCAGGAGAAAAAGGGCCCCCAGGUCCUCCUGGAGCUGUUGGAACUCCACUUCUUCCUAUAAAAGGUCCACGAGGAGAUCCUGGAUUUCCAGGUCCUGUUGGUGAAAUGGGGUCAGUCGGACCAAUAGGUCCUUCAGGCCUUCUAGGAAGACCAGGAUAUGAUGGAACAAGUCUUCCUGGCUUGCCAGGAGUAAGUGGGGCACCAGGACCUCAAGGCUUUCAAGGGGACCCUGGUUUGCCUGGAACAGGUCAAUUAAUCCCAGGAAGACCGGGAUUUCCUGGACCACCAGGCCUACCAGGGCAGCCAGGAAGACAAGGCUUACCUGGACUACCCAGUGUAAUCUGUACUGACAGAGGGAUGCCUGGAGAACCUGGACCAAAAGGUCAGAUUGGCCUUCCAGGAAGAAAAGGGGCAAAAGGAGAGAAGGGAAGUCAAGGCCUCUGCUCAUGUGGUGCUGGUCCUCCUGGUCCCCGUGGUGUGCAAGGACCUCCAGGCACUCCAGGAAGGAAAGGACAAAUGGGAUACCCUGGAAGACAUGGAGAAAAGGGCGACCCAGGCUUAUCUGGUGCAGUGGGAUCACCAGGGCUCCCUGGGACUCCUGGUUCUGCUGGACAGCAUGGGGAAAAAGGAGAGAAGGGUGAUCCAGCAAGAGUUAGAAUAAAAGGAUUAAAAGGUGAAAGAGGACCUACUGGGCUUCCAGGAUUUCCAGGCCAAAGAGGUCCUGAUGGCAGAGAUGGGGAACUAGGAUUGCCAGGGGAAAAAGGAGCCGAGGGCGAUUCUGGAGUAGCAAUUCCGGGUGAUAAAGGAUUCCCUGGGCUCCCGGGACCUCCUGGGGUAAAAGGCCAGAUGGGAUUGCCUGGUUUGGGGCUUCCUGGGUCACCAGGAGCCAGAGGUAGCCCUGGAGACUUUGGUGAUAUGGGUAAUGUUGGGCCACCUGGUCCAAAAGGUCAGAAAGGUGAAACUGUCUGCAUUACAUCACCAUAUCCUGGAAAUCCAGGUCCCCCAGGUUUUAAAGGUGUUCAAGGACAAAAGGGUUUAAAAGGACUCGCUGGGCAUCCUGGACCAAAUGGCUUUGAUGGGCAAAAAGGCCAGCGAGGAAGGCCAGGGGCAGGAAUCCCUGGGCCAGAAGGCUUUCGGGGCACAGCCGGUGAUCCUGGUGAUGAAGGUGAAAGAGGAUCUACAAUUGAUGGCAAAAAUGGCCUUCCAGGUCCACCUGGCACAGAUGGUCAGAAAGGUCUUCCAGGUGACACCACUUAUGGCCCUCCAGGAAUCCCAGGCAACAGGGGACUGCCAGGACCCCCUGGUGCACAGGGAGCAAGGGGUAAUCCAGGCAUUCCUGGACUUCAAGGACAACCUGGUACCCCAGGAUUUCCAGGUGCCAAAGGUUUUAGAGGCCCAGAAGGUGAUGUAGGAGCACCAGGGUGUCCGGGCUUCCCUGGCUCACCAUGUGUCCCAGGCUUACCAGGACCACCUGGACUCAGAGGUGUCAUGGGCCUGCCAGGACCUCAAGGUUUACCAGGCUUUAAAGGUCAGAGGGGAGACAGGGGCCAGGCUGGGCCCCCUGGAAUCAAAGGUCUCAAAGGCUCUCUGGGCUCACGAGGUCUCCCAGGUCCUCCAGGCUCACGAGGUCCCCCAGGACUUCCAGGAAAUAAAGGACCUGUUGGCUUCCCAGGACAAACAGGAAGCAAAGGCAUUCAAGGACCCCAGGGAUUCCCAGGACUCCCAGGAAUACAAGGGCCAAUGGGAAUCUUUGGUGUAAAAGGUGAAGAAGGAAAAAUGGGUCUACCUGGGCCUAGUGGAGAAUGUGGAGAUAUGGGAAUAAAAGGUGAGAGGGGGCCUCCAGGAGACAGCGGCUGCGUUAACCUCCGACUUGAGAAGGGCCAGAUCGGGGAGCCAGGGUUUCCUGGGGAGCAUGGAUUGAGAGGUGAAAGAGGUGAAAAAGGCAAUACUGGUUUCAGAGGCACACGAGGAUUUCCAGGAAAGAAUGGUGUUCCAGGACUACCAGGUGACCAAGGUGACACUGGAGUGAUGGGGUUUCCAGGAUCACGGGGAUUGCCUGGACCGAAGGGCCUUCAAGGAAUGACAGGUUUUCAAGGAGAACCAGGUGACCAGGGUGAUGUUGGCUUACCAGGAAACCCUGGAUAUCCAGGACUGACUGGCUCCAAAGGAUGUAAAGGCAAGAGAGGUGACCCAGCUCCUCUGCUUGGUACACACGGUCAAAAAGGUCCUCUGGGAGAUCCAGGAUUGCCAGGACUUCGUGGAUUUCCAGGGGAGAAGGGUUUACCAGGUAUCCAAGGACAGCCUGGAAGACCAGGCUCCAAGGGUGACCCAGGAUAUCCAGGGCCACCUGGAUUACCAGGAGCUACAGGUCCUCAAGGAUUGCCAGGAGAACCUGGAGAAAAAGGGAAACCUGGAAUUUUGGGACAUCCAGGAUUGCAAGGGUUGCCUGGAUCCCAAGGCAGAAAAGGUCUUCCUGGACUGCCUGGACUGGAUGGCUUGGAUGGACUAAAAGGUCAAAAGGGUUCUGCAGGAGCUCCAGGUCAGAGUGAGACAGGGCCUCCAGGAUACUCAGGAGAAAUUGGACCAAAAGGAGACAGAGGUGAACCUGGAUGGCCUGGUAUUGCUAUUCCAGGCCCCCCUGGAGAAAGGGGAUUCCCAGGAUUUCCAGGUAGAAGAGGACCUGUUGGACCCACUGGACCUAUGGGACGAUCUCCUGAUAGUGCCUCCCCUGGUCCUCUGGGUGAUCAAGGAUUACCUGGUUUAGAUGGCAUCAGAGGUGAUCCUGGGAAUCCUGGUCCUCCUGGAGAGACCAUCUUUGUGCGAGGAGAUCCAGGUGAUAGCGGCAUUCGAGGGGCACCAGGUAAUCCUGGGCCACGAGGACAACAGGGAGCCAGAGGCCCUCCAGGGAGCCAAGGAAGAGAAGGCCCAAAGGGUCCUAUGGGGGUCCAUGGCCCACAGGGUCCACCUGGUGCUUUAGGACAACCAGGAGACCAAGGUUUUCCAGGAAGACCAGGUCCCAGAGGUCCCACAGGUUUCACAGGUGACCCUGGUGAACCAGGCAAAGUGGAUGAUUCAUGCCCUACAAUCCCAGGGCCUCCUGGGGAAGCAGGGCAAAGAGGAGAGGAUGGCUCUGCAGGAUUACCAGGGCCAAUAGGCCACCCUGGACCCCAAGGCAUAAAAGGGGAAGAAGGAUCAUAUGGCCUGCCAGGUGAAGAUGGGUUACCUGGGGCACCUGGACCACCAGGAGACCAAGGGAGCCGAGGAGAGCAAGGGUAUGCUGGGCCACAAGGUCCACCUGGCCAGACUGGUGUCCCAGGACAACCAGGCCCCCAAAUUAGAUCUGCAAGUGGAUUCUUGCUCGUCCUUCACAGUCAGUCAGACAGAGAACCACUCUGCCCACAGGGGAUGCCAAAGUUAUGGACUGGCUAUAGUCUGCUGUACCUGGAGGGACAAGAAAAAGCCCAUAAUCAAGAUCUUGGUCUGGCAGGGUCGUGCCUGCCUGUGUUUAGUACCAUGCCAUUUGCCUACUGCAACAUCAACCAGGUGUGUUACUAUGCCAGCCGCAAUGACAAAUCCUACUGGCUGUCCAGCGCUGCCCCGCUGCCCGUGGUGCCGCUGUCCGAGGAGGAGAUCCAGCCCUACAUCAGCAGAUGCGCCGUGUGCGAGGCCCCUGCACAGGCCGUGGCACUGCACAGCCAGGACCAGUCCAUUCCCCCCUGCCCACCCAACUGGAGGAGCCUUUGGAUAGGAUACUCUUUUUUGAUGCACACUGGAUCUGGUGACCAGGGUGGUGGACAGUCCCUUAUGUCACCCGGAAGCUGCCUGGAAGACUUCAGAUCAGCACCAUUCAUCGAGUGCCAGGGCCAGCGGGGAACGUGUCAGUUCUUUGCUAAUGAAUACAGUUUCUGGCUGACCACCGUGAUGCCUGAGCUGCAGUUUGCAUCAGCCCCCCUGUCAGGGACUCUUAAAGAAGGACAAGAGCAGAGGAAAAAAAUCAGUAGAUGCCAGGUAUGCCUGAAGCAUGGCUAAGAAGCAAAGCAAAAGCAGGCAGCUACAGAGAGAGGCUUAGGGGACGAUGAGCAACAUGCUAAAGAUUUAAACAGCACCUCGUGUUUCCAUCUGUGUCAAAGUGUGCAGCACUGUUCUUUGUUGGAAUGGAAAAAUGAGACACAGAUGAGGGAUGUGCUAAGCCUCAUCCACCCAUGUACACAGAUCCACAGGCAGUAAAAUCUCAUGUAAAACAAUUAAGAAAAGACAAAACUCUGUGUCAUUGGAGUCCACUGCUGUAAAGUACAGGGAACAAGGUGAGCUUGGAGGAUUUUGUCAAGCUGGGAAGACCAAGGACACCAUACCUGUUGUGCAAGAGAAUGGAUUUCCUGUCAGAAAUGGCAUUUACAGCAGGAAGAGUAUGUGCAUUUACAUGGCAUAUUAAAAAUAUUUAUCCAUACUGAUAGAAAUGAGCGAAGAUAUAAAUGUCAAAGCCCUGUAGCUGAAUUUCCCAAGCUAAAGAAACUUUGCACUUGCUGUUUCUGAGGGAAGGUAAAAAUGUAAUUGUUAAAAAAUAAUCUAAUAAUAAAAACAAUGAAGAUCGAAGUCUUUUACCACUGCAGUACUGAUCCAGACUGAAAGAACUGUUAAUUGGGCUUUCAUAAGCAACAAAAAGCUGCAAUCCAUUUAACAGGAGAUUAUGUAAGGAAAUAAAAUUAGCUGUGAUAACAAAUCCUUAAAAACCUGUAUUUAUAUUUACAAUUAAUUUCUAAGAGCAGUUACAUUCAAUUAUUAAACUCUUAUCCAAGUUUCCAAAGAAACAAAGCAAUUUCUAAUAUUAAUUGAAAAGAAACAGUGACAUGGUGAUAAAAUGGGUGAACGUAUCAGAGUGAUGAAUAUAAGAAGUGUUAGGACAAUAAACUGCAUUCAUUCUUUGCUUCUUUGUUUGUAAAUACACCGUGAAAAAAAAAAAGAACCAUCACCAUUAAGAUCCUUAAGGAAUGACAGCUCUGAAGAUCCUUUUUAUUUUUUAAAGCACUGAUUGUAAAAAUGUUCAUAUCCUAAAGCACUAAUCACCUUUUGAAAAAAUGAAAACACAUUUGUACCUCCUUCAUUCAUCUUUAAAACCAGAACUAUUCAAUGGUUCUAUAUCAUGGGGAAACAUCUGAAAACACAGAUUGCAAGUAGAGAAUCCAUCAUGUGCAGAAGGGCCACAAAUGCCCCUUUUACCACUUAAAUAAGCUACAUUUUACUAGAAUGGAAUCAAAUGCUUUCUCUAACACUUUUAAUUUCCAUUUGUGUUCACUGAGGUGCUCCCAGCAAAAAGAUUUUCAAGGAAACUGAAUACUCAUCCAAGGGUCCUAAUUCAAACUCCCUCUGAAGCCAUCACGAGUACAACAGGCUGAUCAGCCAAUUUAAAAGCUGGAUACACAAACUCAAAGAGCAGGAAAGACAGACAUUCCAGCUCAGCCAGAGGAAAAUAAAACAGUCAGACGAUAAGUCCAGUCAAGUGUAAAUACAUCUGACUGUGCAACUUCCUCCUGACACAACCAACCAAAUGUGCUCUCCAAUGUGCUGUGCUUACAUGGUGGUCAACUGACUGCCCUUUCACCUGGGGAAGGUCCAGAAGCCCUCCUGGGGCAUGUGCCAUUCCCACCUGUGCCAAGGAACAUUGCCCACUGGGACAGGGAACACCUCGGGUCACUCCCAGGUGAUUCUGACUGCACCCAGCAGAUCUGACACUGGAGCAGGGGCCAAUCCCUGCCACUGACCUCUAGGCAGGAAUUCCAUCCCCUCCUGAUUCAGGCAGCAUCCUACAAGCAGGGCAGAGCAGCUCUCCAGUCUGACAUAAACCCCAAAGUCUUGGCUCUGCAAGGUGUUGAACAGCUCAGGAGCUUCCUGCAGGAAGAAAGCAGUGGGUGGAGAGGAGCACCAGUGCUUAGGCCACCCGUUCUCCAAGGUGUACAAGCUGUGCUUCCAGAAAGGCCUCAGCUAAAGCCCCACAGGGCAGAAAGCUGCUGCUGCUGCUGCUCACAGUCACAGGAACAAACAGCCAGUGGCUCAGGUGAUGGCCCCAUUUCCUGAGUGGAUUCAGCUGAUUCCACACUGAGGUCUCGUUUACAAGCCUCACCUGAUGGUGCUCACCAGCUCCUGCCACUCAUCUGCAGCCUCUUUUCUGGUGAGAAACUCUGGAGGGGCUGGGGCUUUCCUGGAAAGCAAAGUGGGAGUUUUGGUAUAAACUGCACUGAAGUAAGCAACAAUCAAAACCUUAUGCACUGUGUUAUUGUAAACUGGGUCAUAGGGACAAGGUGAAAACAAAGGAAUAAAAAGGGUUUUUAGAAUUGCAUCUGUGUUCACCUAACUUGAACAAAUGCACCAAAAAAAUCUUUAAAACAACAGCAAAAAGCCUCACCAGUAAUUUAAAUAGGCUAUUUCACAGCACUUUACCAUGUUGCUCUUUUGUUUCCUUUAAAAGCAUUACACAACCCCCCCCACAUAUUUGUGUAUCAUUUUUAUGCAGAGUUUUUGCAACUAUGCCAGUUCCAUUUUACUGUGGUCUUUAAGAACAUAUAUGGGAAAUGUAUUUUAAGCUACUACUGAUAGGUCAGAUAUUUCAUAAGUGUGCAAAUUCCUGUUCCAUGCUCAGCUAACUCCAUAAGGCAUUUGCCAGAAAUAUUGUACUAAUUCAAAAUUAAAUUGCAGAUAAAUUGCUUAAUAUUACACAGCAAGUAAAACAGAUCAAAGUAUAAAGUAGCAGAUGCUUUAACUCUGCAAUCAUUUGUCCCAUGACUAAAAGCAGAAAAAUAAUUGCUAAAUUAUUCAUAGGGAUCCUAUUUCUGAAAUUAAGUGUGAAAAGGCAUAGCUGAAACUGUUAAGAGUAAAAACACUCCAAAAAAGCAAUGGCCUUGUGCUGGCCCUUGAAGUCCAAAUUACCCUUACUGUAGCAUUUCAGAGUUUGGAUCUUGUGCAGGUCCAGUCAAGAAGUGAAUUUUAUCCUCAACAGCAGGCAGGAUAUUAAGAGCAACACAGAAAAUGAUGCUGGCUGCACUUGGAGGUCACUGAAAUUGGAGCCAUUUGGGGUAAACUGCCCUGGAAUUAAAUUCAGAUCCAGUGAUUUCUAAUGAAAUUUGCUUGCCUAUCACCCUGGCAAACCAUGGCCAGGACAUAGGGAAGGCCCUGGUUCUAACUCAAGGCAAAUCCUCAGGGCAGGUGGCAGAUUCUUGCCCCUUGCUGGCAGCCACACACCUGCCCAGCUGCUCCACUCUCCAGCAGGACAGGAAAGAAAACAGGAGGACAAAGAGCAAGAAAACUCAUUGGUUGGCAUAUAGAAGAGGAAAUCACUUACCAAGUACUGUUGGGGGCUAAAAAGACUCAGCUCAGGGAAUUCAAUUUAUUCUUCUGGGGAAAAAGUUCACAAACCUUAACAUACCUCUCCUUCAAGUUUCCCAGGCCCAACUCACUCCAGGUCCUGCUCUGCUCCCUUGUUACCACAGCAAGUGCCAUCAGACCCUUCAGUGAGGCAGGGGGCAGCCAGAAGCUUCUUGGGACAGGUAUUGUUCCAGGUACAAAGUGGCUUCUCUGUGCUGCACCUUCAUUCUCAUUCUCUUCCUGUGCUCUGACAUUGUUCCUCUGUAGGCUGCAGCCCUUUUGUGGCAGUACCUGCACUGGCAUGGGUCAUUCCCAGAAUCACAUUAUUAUGUGCAACAAGUUUAAGCAAAACUGGUCCAGGGAUUCUUUCAGGGUAAACUCUUAACCAAAAAAAAAAAAAAAAUCUUUCCUAGUUUGGCUGUUUCAUGAGCACCAGAGGAAAACAAAAGUAGUAUCACAACAGUCAAACCCCAGAAUUCCUACAGUUCAUACAUUUUUUUGCCUGUAUUUAAGGCAAAUUAAGCAAACCUUUUAUCUAUUAACCAUUUAAGCAAAGCAUUUAUCCAUUAACCCAGGCAGCUCACUUGUUUGGAAAGAAUCCCCCUAAAGCUUUAAAGCAGACAAUGUGCUCUGCACCACACUUGCUCUGGGCACACAAGGCCAGCCUGCAGGGACUGUGCCAGCCCUCUAGCACAACAUGUGGGACCACACCAGCAACCCUCAGCAAUGCUCUGACCUGUACCUUCAUCCAGAUUCAGGAUACAAACCACAGCCAUCUGGGAGUUUGUUUCUGUUAUUCCACAUGGCCACCUCUCACUGACAUCCCACUGACUCCCAGCCCCUCCAAGCAAUCCUUAAGUAACUUGUAACUCCACUGAGUGGCCAUCCCCAGACAAAUGCUGCACAGAUGAGGACUUCUGUUCUAAGGCUUGACUUGCAUUAGAACUGUCUGAGCAAGACAGAAAACAACCAUCCAAGGCCAUGGGGAGGAGCUAUAGUGGGGAACAAUUGUUUGCAAGAAAAAGGAUCUCUGCAAAGCUAGCUGUGAGAAGGAGCAGUCAAGCAAGGACAGAGCCCAUCAGUCUUCAAAACAAUAAAAAAAUUCAGUCAGCUCUGGUAAGAACUUUCCAGCAGGUGAAGCAAUUGCUUCAUCAAACUGAGGAUCUAUUUCAUGACUGGAUCUGAUUUCAGAAAUCAGCAUUUUAAACUGACCAAACAACAAAAACAGCUGCUCAAAUUCUGCCCACCUGAACCAUCUGGAAAACUAGCCAGGUGGAGAAAAAAAUCCCCAUCAGCACUCCAACAGAUGCUGCUCCAUAUUCAUAUUUAACAGCUUUCCCCUUUCCUAGUCACUUCAUCCAGAUGUUCCAGAAGGUACUGGAAGUUCAAUUAGAGGUGACAUUUUAUAAGUGCAAAGUAAAAACAACUCCAUAUUUAUCAUUCUGGAGUGAACCUGUCCAACAAAGACAGUUCCUCCAUGUCAGGCAGCUCACACACCUCACAGCACAGCUCACCUUGUGCUUGACCACACACUGCCCCACUGCUUCACAAAAGAAGACAGGUUUGAGCCUUGUGGGAUUUUUGUAUAUGUGUAUAUGUAUAUUUUGAAUAUGUGGGAAAUUCUACAUAUUUAAAUGUUUUCCACAGAUUCACUGAAUUAGCAAUGCCGAACAUGUGAGACAAAAUCCCAACCAAGUCCUAAUGGAAGACCCACAGUAAGGUACCACCCUACAGACUCUCUGCUGCGUUCCUGUGUGUUAUUCAGGAUUGGUUUCUAGCAAGAUUUGGAAUGAAGCACUCAAGUCCCAAACUGACAUCAGGUUCAGCUUGGCAAAACAAAGUUUCAGUACCCAGGAAAACAAGAACUUUUCCAGAAUUUCGUCUUCCAUGCACAUGGCAAACACCACUACAAAGGGGUAUUUUCAUUGAAGUGGAGAUUAAACUUUCUCAUGGGCAGAAAUCAAUUAAAUUCUGAUAGGAAGUAAAAAAAAAAAAUUAAAUGGCUACUCUGAGGCAGUUGUAGCUGUAGUCUGCUUGACUCUGCACAUCUGCAUUUUAAAAACUACAAAACAAAUCAGUAUUUUAGAAUGCUGUGAUUCUAAUGUGCUUAAAUGCUUAAGAUGUAUGUAAGAAAAUGAAAUAGAUGCAAUAAAUGGUACCAGAUGUUACAGAAGUUUUGGCUACAGACAGCUUGUAUCUCUGCAUAAAUGAUGUCACAACAGCCUUCUCAGCUGCGAAACUUCAUACAUAAAUACUUUAUAAUUUUUAAGUCAGCAAAGAGGUCAUUCCACACUCACUAAUAUUGGAUGGAUUUGGGGGCUAUUCUUUCAGUUGUUCCAUGCAUAAAGAAGGAAAACAGGCACUCACAGAAUCCAGAAUCCACUCCACACAAUCUCUCUUAAAUGAUCCCUGGAAAGAAUGGUUUGGUGAAGGACCAGACCUAAACCAACGUUCUGCAUCAAUGCAAGCUCACUUACUGCUGACCUGCCCAACAACCUGAAGGGGUACCUGCUGAACCUGCUCCAAAGAGACAGAAGAAGGAAGUUCUGGAAUAUCUCUAGCUUAUUUGUAAAGUUCACUAUCUACAUGUUUAGAAAUCUUUUGCUUGCACUCCUUUUGCUGCAAAUUAGACAAAUUUCUGCUGGUAAAUGGAAAGAGAGCUGAGCUUACUGCUGUUCUCAUGCAGCAGAAAAAUGCUGUCACACGUAUCCCUGAUGUGCUUUUUCACUAACCCACUUGCUUUACCCAUCCCAGCUGAUCAUAUAAACAAAAGUGCCCAAACCAUAUUAGAGUUGUGUGAAAAACUGUCUGAGUUUCUCCAGUUUUCCCAGCUCCUGAAAGAGUAUAUGGGUAUCAGAAUUUAUUGUAAGACUUUUUAGAAAGCUUGACACUCCUUCAGAAGCAGCUCCUACGACUGAAAGCUCAGAAGUGUUAAUAUUUUCUUGCCUUCUGAAAUCUGGUAACAAGAAAUAACCAUUUUUUUUUUAUAUAGCGAACAAUGAGAAGUUUAUUAUAAACCCAUGCAAUGAUUCUGUCCUUCAUGUCUGCACACUCCAGAAGCCACAGCACAAACACUAGGAUCUGCUCGCCAGCUGUUGUGUGGAAGCAUGAUCACAUUCCCUCAGUACUGAACCAAAAGGGGCACAAUUCCCCAGCCAUGGAAUCAGAGGGGAAAAUGAGAGCAAGCCCCAUUCCCAUCCCCUCCCAGCAGCAGGGAGGGCAGCUGGAUCUAAAGUGUUCCAAACUGUUCACUCCACCCUCACACCUCUGGAGAGAAGCAGCAGCUUCAAAGGUUCAGCAGCUCUCUGUUAUUGUACAACAGCAUAUAUACACUUGGCACACGGGGUAUCAUAAUUAAACAGAGCAAGGGAUGGCCAGAGAAAGUUACUUUAGUCCUGCAAGCAAAAAAAAAGGCAAAAUUGAUGGCCUAAGAUGGCCAGUCCCUUCACUGUCUCCUACUACACUCUAUAUGCCUAUAUAAAUACUGUUUUCUUGGUAUUUGAAGGGGCAUUUUUUCCCCUUCAGGAGAAGUAGUGCUGCCAGGGAAAUCAGCACACUGACACAAAACCACAGCAUUUGCCUCUGCUUAAAGACAAGAUGGAAGAGGGAAAAGAAUUUUAAAAGCUAAACACAGUCCUUUCAUCACAUCUUAAUUCUGGGCUGUGAGAAACCCUUACUUAUUAACAGUAAUAUGUUAGGUCAUUCAACCAUUAAAUUUCAAGAAUGUGCCCAUUAACAAGUCUGCUGAUUAGGAUUAAUUGGGGAGCGGAAUUUCUUACAUGGUACCUGAUCACAGAGUUUAGAGGAAGUACAAACAACUUAUAAGAAAUCACAGCUCCUACAACAAAGGAAUCAAACUGCAAAGCUAUAUACUUUUUAUACAAAGCUAUAUUUGCUCCAAUAGCCCUUGAGACAGGCAGGCAGAGACCAGGACCAGAGAAGAAGCAAGGUCCAACACUUACCUGGGCAACUGCCCUUAAUUUUUGUCCCUGAAGAGACGAAGUGCAACAGAGCACACUGGGGAUUCAUCUGCCAAUCUGCCCUCAGCACUGCUCUGAAAACUGAUUAAUGGGGGCUAGCUAUCAUGGCAAAAGUCCUGCUAAAGACUCACAGAAUAGUUUGGGUUGGAUGGGGCUUUUAAAGGCUAUCCAGUCCAACCCACCUGCAAUGUGCAGGUGUUAAUAAACCUUCCAAAUACUGUACGUACCAGAACUUUUGAGUAAUCUAACUCCAAAGCUUUCCCUAAAUUAAAAAGAA